Molecule: messenger RNA, 786 nt
Organism: Trematomus bernacchii (emerald rockcod)
Lineage: Eukaryota; Metazoa; Chordata; Actinopteri; Perciformes; Nototheniidae
Product: homeobox protein engrailed-2b-like
Exons: 2
Coding region: 1-786 (261 amino acids)
Biological process (GO): regulation of transcription by RNA polymerase II; neuron differentiation; multicellular organism development
Cellular component (GO): nucleus
Molecular function (GO): RNA polymerase II cis-regulatory region sequence-specific DNA binding; DNA-binding transcription factor activity, RNA polymerase II-specific
Source: RefSeq, a predicted model, not a curated record
AUGGAAGGAAAGGCUCGCAGAGACCCGCAGCGCCCGCAGGACUCCGGCCAGGAGUCCAACCGGGCCAUCCUGCCCCUCCUGCAGCCACCUGUCCACCAGCAGGCCCACAGGGUCACCAACUUCUAUAUAGACAACAUCUUAAGACCGGACUUCGGACGAAAGAGGAAGGACGGGACUCUGGUCCGGGAGGGGGGCAGUCUGGCAGUGAUCCUCCGCAGAGAGGAGCAGACAGGGAGGAAGUCUAGAACUGGAAAUGCGCCGCAGCGCGGAGCGGGAGGCGAGGAGGAGCAGGACGAGACGGGAGAAUCCGACCAGCAGGACCCGGACACUGUGGCCGAAAGGCCGGAGCUGAGAGCCGGGGAGGAGGCGAUAGAGGGCCGGGGGGAGGCCAGCUCGGCCCCCGCCUCCAAGCCGAUGCUGUGGCCGGCUUGGGUUUAUUGUACCCGCUACUCAGACCGCCCGUCAGCAGGGCCCAGAUCCCGCAAACCAAAGAAGGCCCUGACCCCCAGCCCGGAGGACAAGCGGCCCCGCACGGCCUUCACGGCGGAGCAGCUGCAGCGGCUGAAGACGGAGUUUCAGGGGAACCGGUACCUGACGGAGGAGCGGCGGCAGGCCCUGGCCGGGGAGCUGGGCCUCAACGAGUCCCAGAUCAAGAUCUGGUUCCAGAACAAACGAGCCAAAAUCAAGAAAGCCACCGGGAAUAAAAACGCUCUGGCGCUGCACCUCAUGGCGCAGGGACUGUACAACCACGCCGGGGCCAAGGAGGACAAGUCGGACAGCGACUAG